Messenger RNA from Myotis lucifugus (little brown bat), 1996 nucleotides. It is a transcript of the gene SPIN4, whose product is annotated as spindlin family member 4. Lineage: Eukaryota; Metazoa; Chordata; Mammalia; Chiroptera; Vespertilionidae. The record is from RefSeq and is a predicted model, not a curated record. Gene Ontology annotation, cellular component: nucleoplasm; cytosol. The transcript has a single exon. Bases 449 to 1198 code for a protein of 249 amino acids. Gene Ontology annotation, biological process: regulation of DNA-templated transcription; gamete generation.
AGACCCGUCGCCGCCGGCGCCUUUGCCGUUGCAGCCAUCCCUCUCAUCCCUGCCCGCUUUUCCAACAGUCUCCCUCCGCAUCGCCGUGUCAAAGCUGCAGCACCUUCGAGAACAGCUAAGUGGUCAUUUCGGGACUUGGGGUUGGGAGUCUGGGCGGGAGCUAGGCGCGGGCAGCACAGCCAGCGCGCCAUCUCCUGCAGCAACCGCCACUGCUGCAGACACCCUCCCGGGCGGGAGAGAACACUAUCCAGAGGCCCACGCCGUCCCAGCACCCAAGGUUAGAGUUAGAGCGUUUCUCCCGAGCACUGGAGCACUGGUGAGAUCCUGGUGCUUAGUGAAGGGAGAGUCAGAGAUCACGAAAAAAGAUCUCGUAUUGGAUAGUGUUGGCUUUUUCUCAGCUUAAUCGGACAAGUGGCAGCUUUGCCAAAGCCUCCGUAAACCCCGAGCCAUGUCACCCCCAACCGUGCCUCCAAUGGGUGUAGAUGGUGUGUCCGCGUACCUGAUGAAGAAAAGGCACACCCACAGGAAGCAGCGGCGCAAGCCCACUUUCCUCACUCGGAGGAACAUCGUUGGCUGCCGCAUUCAACACGGCUGGAAGGAAGGCAACGAGCCGGUGGAGCAAUGGAAGGGGACAGUGCUCGAGCAGGUUUCUGUGAAGCCCACUCUCUACAUCAUCAAAUAUGACGGCAAAGAUAGUGUGUAUGGACUAGAACUGCACCGAGAUAAGAGAGUUUUAGCACUAGAGAUCCUUCCUGAGAGAGUGCCAACUCCUCGCAUUGAUUCGCGCCUCGCAGAUUCCCUGAUUGGCAAGGCAGUGGAGCAUGUGUUUGAGGGGGAACACGGCAAGAAAGAUGAAUGGAAGGGCAUGGUCCUGGCACGAGCCCCCGUGAUGGACACUUGGUUUUACAUCACCUACGAGAAAGAUCCGGUACUUUAUAUGUACACGCUGCUGGAUGACUACAAAGAUGGUGACCUGCGCAUCAUUCCAGAUUCCAACUACUAUUUCCCUACAGCUGAGCGAGAGCCUGGAGAAGUGAUUGACAGCCUCGUGGGCAAGCAGGUGGAGCACGCCAAAGAUGAUGGGUCCAAGAGGACCGGCAUUUUCAUCCAUCAAGUGGUGGCCAAGCCGUCUGUCUACUUCAUUAAGUUUGAUGAUGAUAUUCACAUUUAUGUCUAUGGUUUGGUGAAAACCCCUUAAAUUCAUUGUGUGUGUUUUGCAAAAUUUGUGGAACUAUUAAAUGUAAAAUAUGUCGUGUUAUUGUAAUUGUACUUUUUGAGAACAGUUUUGGUGUCAGAGAGUCAGAAAUUUAUUAUUACUUAUUACUGUGCCUCUAAAUCUUAUACAUUGACUAGUUCCACAGUUUUGCCCAAGUGUACUUUGGCACCUAUGAUAUUGCCUUGUUCUAUAAUUGAAAAAUUUAAAGUGGGUGCUCAUAGAAAAUUGAAAAGUGUUCAUUACCAUUGGAACAAUGAAAAACUAAAGAAAAAUUAAUGGUGUAAACCCUCACCAUAUCCUUUCCCUCUUUUCCCUUACCUUCCUUCUUUCUUCUCCUCAGAUAACAAGUGUUAAGAACAUAAUGCAUGCCCUAUGUUUUUUCCAAUCCUUUUACAAAAAGUUUGUUGCAGUUGUUUCUGAAAAAAUGACAAGCCACAUCAUUUCUUUGUCAUUGCUUUUCUUAAUCCCUUCGACCAGUAGCUGCAGAUAUUUCUCCCUCUCCCUCCAUUUUUCUAUCCUUCUUUCCCUCCCCACCUCUCCCUCUGGAAUUUAUUUUUUUAUAUAAUAUUAAGAUAAAGGUCCAAUUAUACAUUUUAUUCACAUUGGAUACCUGAUCAUGCCAUUACAUUUAUUAAAUACAUCAUCCAUUUCCCUCUCACUCAGGAAUUUAUUUUUGUAUAUGGUAUAUGAUAGAGAUUUAACUAUACAUUUUGUUCACAUUGGAUACCUGAUUGUGCCAGCACAUUUGUUAAAUAAAUCACCCAUUCUCUCCCUCUCUCU